This is a messenger RNA of Schistocerca piceifrons (Central American locust), 810 nucleotides long. RefSeq lists its product as uncharacterized. The coding region runs from base 298 to 708 and encodes 136 amino acids. The transcript is spliced from 4 exons. Gene Ontology annotation, biological process: purine ribonucleotide catabolic process. Gene Ontology annotation, molecular function: hydrolase activity. Gene Ontology annotation, cellular component: nucleus; cytoplasm. Lineage: Eukaryota; Metazoa; Arthropoda; Insecta; Orthoptera; Acrididae. The record is from RefSeq and is a predicted model, not a curated record.
UUGUCAAGGUCGAAACCCUUAUCUGCCGCUGCAACUGGAAUCUGAUUCUCGUACAGUUGUAAAUAAAACACGAUUGAAAAGGCGUGCAUGUUUUGCAGAUACACCUCCGCGGGAGGAAAUAUGAUCAGAAGUUGUUUCAUACGACGUUUUCUUAUUCAACAAUGGAAGCAGCCUAGACUGUUUGACACAGCAGUCGUUUUAAACAGAAACAAUUGCAGUAGCAUCAACUAUUGUUUCUUGGUACGGGAUUAUAUGUUGUAUUGACAGGAGCGAAUUUCGAGAUUAAUAUUGCUAAACAUGUCUGAUGUUGUUACGGAUGCAAGGCAUUACACCAGUGAAGUAGAAAAGUCAAAAAAAGCAACUAAAGUGAAAGGGCCAACAAUUUUUGACAAAAUUAUUAGAAGAGAAAUACCAGCCGACAUUAUUUAUGAAGAUGACUUGUGUUUGGCAUUUAAUGAUGUAAAUCCGCAAGCACCAGUACACUUUCUUGUUAUACCCAAAAAACAAAUACCAAUGCUUGGAGAUGCAGAGGAUAAUGAUAAGGAGCUUUUGGGUUACCUUCUGCUAAAAGCACGCAAACUUGGAAAUGAACGGAUGAAAAAUGGAUACAGAAUUGUUAUAAAUAACGGGCCUGAUGGAUGCCAGUCUGUGUAUCAUCUCCAUAUCCAUGUAGUCGGUGGGCGACAGCUUGGUUGGCCACCAGGUUAACUAUUGCAGUUUAUUGUGCACAUAUUUUUGUUAUAACUGUUGCUCAAUUCUUUGGAACCUGUAAAUAAGAGAACAAUAAACAAGUUUACCAUGAAAGAAUAA